Messenger RNA from Peronospora farinosa, 801 nucleotides. The record is from the annotation of a GenBank genome assembly. Lineage: Eukaryota; Oomycota; Peronosporomycetes; Peronosporales; Peronosporaceae.
AUGUUAUUAGAACGUGCGCAUCCAGACGUAGCUCUUCCUUUAGUCCUUCAUUAUGAAGCCACUGAUGUACUUGCUUCAAUACGCGUGCUUGUCAUUGGUGAUGUACAUGGUUGUUAUGAUGAAUUACAAUUACUGCUUCAAGUCUGUCAAUACUCUUCACCCAAUGACCGUCUAGUGUUCGUAGGAGACCUAGUUAAUAAAGGUCCCAAGUCGCUGGAAGUUGUGCGCUUUGUACGUGACUCUGGCUCGCUCUGUGUACGUGGAAACCACGAAGAUGCUGCUUUGAGUGCGUACUACAAUUGGGUACAUGGUGGACGCGUCCCUGGUACAGCCAAGUAUCCGUACGUGGAGCUCAUGGAAACCGACGAUGUCGAAUUCCUCGAGCAACUGCCAUUUUCACUGUCGUUGCCACAUCACAAUAAUGUCAUUGUGGUACAUGCUGGAGUAGUGCCAGAGGUGGAGAUAAAGGACCAACGACCUUUUGACUUGUACAAGAUACGCUUGGUGCAACGUGAGAAAGCAGAGGAUGAGAAGUCAAAGUGGAAACCACUAGAGAAGGAGAAAUUCAAGAGUAAAGAGGGUGGGAAACCCAAGAGAUGGGCCGAGAUGUGGAGCGGACCCAGGCACGUGUACUUUGGACAUGCAGCGGGUGCUGGGCUUCAGCAAGAGAGCUUUGCUACAGGUUUGGACACAGGCUGCUGCUAUGGACGGAAGCUCACGGCGUGUAUCAUUCCGUUGAACAAAUUCAUGCAGGUUCAUGCAAAGAAACAGUACGAAGUGCUGAGUGGCGACAAGAACUGA